GCUAGGCAAAUUGGUCGAAUACCAAGCCCUUGGCAUCGUAUCGAUGGAAUUUAAGGGCCUGCGGCGCGCUUCUAUGGCGUCGGGCGACGCGACGACAUCUGCCGCAUCAGAUGGUAGCGCAGACUUGGCUGCAGCCGCUGAGGACGAGCUGCAGGGCAGCUCCGAGUUCCUGCCCGCCGGCGCAUGCCACGCUACAGAAGCGGCCAAGGCUGCGGCGCAAACUGUCAUCCAAGCGGUAUUGGUGUCGGUCCGGAACGGCGCGACGCCGGACGCAUCGGACGUCGCCGCCGCCGCCGCGGCCGCGGACGCCGCCGCCCUCGCACAACGAAAUGCCAACGCGAAACAGUUCGCCGAGCUCCUGAAAACCGUCAAGGCGAACCGCGACGACGACUUAGAAAUUGCGGCCGGCAUGGAGUGCGUCCUCAAGUGGCGGGCGGUGGUGGCGCUCACGCCCGAGGAACGAGCCCUGGCCAUGGCGGCGGCGCCGUCUGUCGACGGUGCGAAUCCGGCCGAGGCCAUCGAGGAUUUUGUGAGAAGGAAUAGUACGCUGGAUUUCGACGAUAUCAGGGCCAUGCCGCGACCGUUGCGGCGGCACCUGCUCGACGCGCGCGUCAAGGAGCUGGCGACGUACGCUGAUGAAGAUAAGAUCGAGGACACGGACCGGAGAAUGGUGGAAGCGGCGGCGUUCGCGGUGGAAAAAUGCCUGAAACAAACGGAGGGCCAGGUGUGCUACAUUUGUCUAGAUGAUGAAAGUGCGGAGGGCUUAGUAAGGGGCUGCGCCUGUAGGGGAGACAACGGCUUCGUGCACGUGUCGUGUCUCGCGCGGCAAGCACAUUUACAUUUCGGGGACAACCUCGCCAAGGGCAUGCAAUCAACAGAGAACGACAACGUGUUUGUCAGGUGGAAUAACUGCCGGCUGUGCGACCAGUCCUUCUACGGGCCCGUCGGCACGGCGAUCGCGUGGGCUUGUUUGGCGUCGUACUCGUCGCGCGCGCGCCACGACGGCGUACUUCUCAGUGCGAUGGGUCUCUUGGCGCGGUUCCUGGAUCUGGACAAGCGGCACGACGAGGCGCUGGCGAUUAGGGAAGGCGCGUGGGAGAUCGUCCGGCACUGGGAGGACGAGUCGAGCCGCAUCGUGGUCCGCGGCGACUUGGCGCAGUCCUACGAGGAGGUCGAUCGCUUCGCGGACGCGCUCGAGAUCUGGCGCGACCUCUACGCGCGGCAGAUGCAGCUCCGCGGCGCGUCGCACGAACGGACGCUCAUGUGCCACACGAAAGUCGCGUGGACGCUGAUCGAGGGCCUCGGCGGCUACGAGGAGGCCUCAAAAAUCAUGCGUGCGACGUUGGCCAUCGCUGCGCGAGUGCUGCCGCGGGAGGGCGGCAUCUUCCUCUCGUUCCGAAGCACGCUCGCCUACGGCCUCUACAAGAACCCUGGAGCGUCUCUGUUAGAUCUACUGGAGGCCGAGGCGACGUUCGACGAGCUGUGCGUCGUGUCGCGGCGCGUCUUCGGCGAGGAGCACCCCGUCGUCGUGAAGCGCCAGAACUGCCUGAAGGAGACGCGGGAGAAGCUCGCUGUAGCGCGUGGGGCGCCGAGAAGUGCGGUGGCGGCGAGCUACGCCUAUUAGCUGUGUUCUGUGUAAGUUUUUUGAUUGCUA
Pelagomonas calceolata is the source of this 1654-nucleotide messenger RNA. The record is from the annotation of a GenBank genome assembly. NCBI's taxonomy places the organism in Eukaryota, Pelagophyceae, Pelagomonadales, Pelagomonadaceae.